Molecule: messenger RNA, 264 nt
Organism: Puccinia graminis f. sp. tritici CRL 75-36-700-3
Lineage: Eukaryota; Fungi; Basidiomycota; Pucciniomycetes; Pucciniales; Pucciniaceae
Exons: 1
Coding region: 1-264 (87 amino acids)
Source: RefSeq, a predicted model, not a curated record
AUGGAUGAGAUUCGAGAAAAUGAAGGAAAGCACUCGACCGGCAGCCCAACACUCCAAUUGGCAGCCGGCCCUCCAGUCGGAGCAUCAACUCCAUUUGAAUUUUGCACCCGAGCCGAGAUUCCGCAAGUCCCCUCCGAGUCCGAGGAGCUCAACCGAGCACCCUACCCGAGCCCAUCCAUCCACGCCGAUGUGGAUGAUGAUCGUCGGCUCAUGAGAGCUUACAUUUGGCCUUAUCUGCCGCCAGUUCGAGUGACUCGCUUAUAA